Rotaria sp. Silwood1 is the source of this 255-nucleotide messenger RNA. NCBI's taxonomy places the organism in Eukaryota, Metazoa, Rotifera, Eurotatoria, Philodinida, Philodinidae. The record is from the annotation of a GenBank genome assembly.
AUGGUGGCUAUGGCUAUCGUUUUUUUAAUGGUUAUCUUUAACCUUGGUAUCACCGAUGCUCAAUUCUGUUAUACAAAUUGUGGUAAUGGCUAUUGUUGUCCAGCCUCCCAUCCGAUGUGUGUUCAAGGUUUACCCAAAUGUUGUCCUCGAGGAACAAUCGUUUAUAUCGGUGGUCUGUGCUACAUUCGACUCGGAAAAUCUGCUGGUAAACAGUCGACAUUAAAUGCGACAGAUGCAGCUCAUACUAUGAUUUAA